Molecule: messenger RNA, 990 nt
Organism: Prunus armeniaca (apricot)
Lineage: Eukaryota; Viridiplantae; Streptophyta; Magnoliopsida; Rosales; Rosaceae
Source: the annotation of a GenBank genome assembly
AUGGCUGCUCAUUUGUAUAACCAUGGUAGCUACAAAGGGUUUCAAGGCCGAGCUCAAUGGCCGCCAUCCCAUUUCUCCAGAGACCACUCUUGCAAGUAUGCAACUUUUCCUGGGAAAAUCAGGAAUACGAGGAACACACGCCUUGGCCGCAAUUUUUUCGUAAAAGGGUGCUUCAAAUCACAGCAUCACCACCAUCAGUCUCAUAGCAGUAGCAUAAAGCGUCACAGCAAUGCCUUCGAGAAUCCCAAUGCUCAAUUGGUUCAUGAUCUUGAAUUGGACCUCCGCAGCUCUGAUGCCAUUGGAUUGGCCUCCUCUAAUGGUUGCCAGGAGCGUGGAAGCCACACUGGAAUCCCUCCCCAUUCUUUGCCCGAUGAUAAAAUCGUCGUUGCUGUUGAUGUGGAUGAGGUGUUGGGAAAUUUUGUGUCGGCUCUCAACAGGUUUAUUGCUGAUCGUUACUCCUCCCACCAUGCAGUUUCAGAGUACCAUGUCUAUGAGUUCUUCAAGAUAUGGAACUGUUCUCGUGAUGAAGCCGAUAUUCGUGUGCAUGAGUUCUUUAAAACAUCAUAUUUCAAGACCGGGAUCCACCCACUCCCAGGUGCUCAGGAGACAAUUCAUAAGUUGUCAGGAUUUUGUGACCUGUCAGUUGUGACGUCUAGACAGAAUGCAAUUAAGGACCACACAAUUCAAUGGAUUGAAAAACAUUUUCCAGGACUGUUUCAGGAGAUUCACUUUGGCAACCACUUUGCUUUAGAUGGAGAGUCUAGGCCUAAGUCAGAAAUAUGCAGGUCCUUGGGAGCAAAGGUUCUAAUUGAUGACAAUCCAAGAUAUGCGCUUGAAUGUGCUGAGGCUGGGAUCAGGGUUCUUCUUUUUGAUUAUGAGAACUCAUAUCCGUGGUGCAAGACUGAGUCAAUUAUUCAACACCCCCUGGUCACCAAGGUUCAUAACUGGGAAGCAGUGGAGAAGCACUUAAUGACAUGGAUUAUUUCAUAG